UUGUAAUCUUACUUUCCUGUGCAGGAUCAGAAGAUUCCAAGGACGAUCAGCACAGGUGUCACAGCACUAUAUGUACCUGGAUAUAAUGUUUAAGAGGGUAUAAUGGGCUUAGUCUCUCAAGAAUGGAAAACUGGAAGUGCAUAUGUCCUUCAUCUCUGAGCAAAAGGAAACUUAUUGGUCAAGGAAGUUUUGGGAAAAUAUACCUUUGUCGAUAUAAAGACUUGAAUAUUGAUGUGGCAGUGAAGGAAAUUAUUGGGAAUGUCCCAAAUGCAUUGGAAGAUCUUUAUUCUGAGGCUAAGAAAAUGGAUUUUGCCUCAAGGAGUCCUCAUGUAAUCAGUCUGUAUGGCCUCUUAAAAGACAGUACAAAUCACCAGUGUAUUGGCAUUGUGAUGGAAUAUAUGGAGAGGGGAAGUCUAGACGAUCUCCUGGAACGAAUCAACCCAAUCCCCUGGGCCCUGAAAUUCCGCAUAAUACAUCAGGUGGCACUGGGUAUGAACUGGGUGCACUCGUUGUCUCCACCCCUUCUGCAUCUGGAUCUCAAGCCAAAAAAUGUGCUUCUUAAUGCAGACCUGCAUGUGAAGAUCUCAGACUUUGGCUUAUCUCAAUUUAAAAAAAACAGUUCUAACUGGGGAGCAUGCUCUGAAGAUGUUGGAGGGACACUUGAGUAUAUGCCCCCAGAGGCAUUUGAGAAAGGGUAUAGACCAAGCAAAUCUACUGAUGUUUACAGUUUUGCCAUCUUAAAAUCCACGGUGCUAACACAAGAAGAUCCAUAUCCUGUUUACAACUCAGAACUGAUCCGCAAAGACGUCUGUAAUGGGGAACGGCCGAGCCUGGAGACGCUAGAAAAAAGCAGUUCAGUUCAAAAUCUCAGAGAAGCUCUUCCUUUCAUUCAACAGUGCUGGCAUCAAAAUAAAACAGAGAGACCUGAUUUUAAUGUGUGCUGUGAAAAAUGGGAGAAUUUUUUCAAAGCCCACGAGACUGAUAUAAUCAUUGCAGUGAGAAAAGUGCAGGAUAAGCUGUUGAAAACUAAAGGUUCUGCUUCAACAAAUGAAAGCAUCAUGACUGGUCAGAGUACUGAGAUAGAGCAUAUUGCCUUGAAAUUUAAAACCCUCAACAUCACUCAGGAAACUUCAAUGAAACAAAUGGCGGUACCUCCCGAAAAGAUGGCAAAUAGCCAGAAAUAUGAAGGCCGGCCUGUGACAAUGCCUCACCCUACCUCACCCGCUGCAAAUCAGACAAGAGCAAAGGAUUAUCACCAGCAAACAAAUCCAUCAGCUUCUAAACCAGAUCAAAAUGAUUGGUAUGGUAAACGCCCUGUAAAUCCCGGUUCAGCAGCAAGGCACCCUGGUCCUGCUUCACAGACUCCAAAAUCUACAAUAUAUAUCAGCGGAAACCCAACUGGAAUACAGAUUGGAAAUAACAAUAGCAUGACAAUUGUGGAGGGAAGUCAAGACAGUGGGUCAAAAUACCUCUCACAUCAUGCAGUACCAGAUCAGUUCUUUUAUAAACCUCAAUUCCAAACCUCUUACCAAAGAACAUGGGGGCCAAGGCCAUUCCAGACCAGCACCCAAAGCAGAGGCAAUAUGCACUGGCCCUCCUAUACCCAGGCAAUGACACACAGAGGAGUUCAACCUUCCUCUUACUGUGCCUCUUACUCUAGCAAGCCAAGUGGAGCACAGUUCAGACCUACUUAUACCCAGCCAAAGACACAGACUGGAGUUCAGUCUAGCAACAGCUCACCUUUGCAUUUAAGCAAUUCAAGGAGUGCACAGCAACCACAUUCCUAUAAUCCUCCUUAUUCUACUGACACGGGAUAUCAGUCAAAGACAAAUGGACCCCAAGAUCUGAGUUCACCCAAUCAAGGUAAAUAAAGACCAGAAUAAAGGUUUUCCAAAUAAUACUUCUUGUAUGGAAAAUACAGUUAAAGAAACACUAAUCCAGCUGUGAACUUCCAACAAAUCUUCCAUCUCACUGGGCAUCUUAAAAAAUAAUUCCGGCUGCAGAAAAGUAAUCAGCUCAAACGCACCAUAUGAUGUGCUUGUCUUGCUGUUGCUUGGUGGUAUAUUUAGUAUGAACAGAUGUUGCAAGGCUGGAGCUAGGAAGUUCAGUUGCCAGAAUACUGAUUCAUAUAUCCUUUGCAAAAUACAGAUGAAUACACACACUCCGUUUUGAAAACAGAAACAAAUGAAAUAUUUUUAGAAUGUGAAAGGAACAGAUGCUUGAUCUAUUGGAAACUCUGUACUCAGUUUUUUUUAGGUCUGUACCUUUUGUGAGCAGAACAGCACAGGAUCUAAAAUUAAGAGCUACAAUCUGACUUUUCACAUUCAUUAUAAUUCUCUUUGUUAUCUUGGAUGUUAUCAAAGCAAAUAAAAAUACAAGUGCACUUGAAAUCCCUUAAAACCAGGAAUAAAAUCUCAAGUUGAUUUCUCAACCUAUGAAAAAAAAUAACUAUCAACGAAUAAACAAUAUGAGAAAUUAAGUCAUUAAUUACUGAGCCAUUUUUCAUAAACGUUGUUGUUUUUUUAGACCUUUUACUCCUAUUUAAACAUCAACUCCACUGCUUUGUGAGUUUUCUAUAAAAA
Bombina bombina (fire-bellied toad) is the source of this 2582-nucleotide messenger RNA. Its product is annotated as receptor-interacting serine/threonine-protein kinase 3. The record is from RefSeq and is a predicted model, not a curated record. The transcript is spliced from 13 exons. Gene Ontology annotation, biological process: protein phosphorylation. Gene Ontology annotation, molecular function: ATP binding; JUN kinase kinase kinase activity. The coding region runs from base 123 to 1871 and encodes 582 amino acids. Lineage: Eukaryota; Metazoa; Chordata; Amphibia; Anura; Bombinatoridae.